AGCGUGCGCGGUAGCUGCUUUUGUCUCUCUCUUUUUUUGUUGCUAAGAAAGUCGACCCCACCAACAUGCAUAGAAGAAUCUUCAUAGAUUGCUGCUCCAACACACAUACACUUGACAACACACGCGCCGUUCAUACAACAUAUUCGACGGUUUUGCUUGCUUCUACAGUUCCAUAGAUAGCCUCUAAAUGGCCUAUGCCCAAAUUAGUGCGGCAGCGCGACGCGGGCAGCCGCACUUCGUGUGCUUGCUGCUCUUCCUUUUUGCACUUGCUCUGAUCACGGCAGCCACACAAGCUGCCGGUCGAGAGAACAGCUCCUGCGACAACUACGGCUUUGUUUUUGACACUGCCGAUCAAAACUGCGCUGCAUGUCCCGCCAACGCGGAGCGGGUGUCAGGGCGGUGCAUGUGCACUGCCGGAUACGCACAGCAAGUUGACGCGGCAAGUGGCACGGAGUCGUGCGUGGACUGCGCUGCGGAGAGCAUGAUGGUGAGCAUGGUGUCCUCCGUGAACUCCUCCUCCUACUGCCUGCCCUGCGGCGGUGACACGCAACUCAGCUGUCUGUCGAGUUCCACGUACAAUGCAUCCACAAAGACGUGCACCUGCCCGAGUGGCAGUGUGCUUGUGCAGCAGGUCGGCACGCUGGUGCUGGCAGGCGCGAUGUGCGCGAAGUGCGGCUCGGCGGAGUGCACCACGUGCUCGUGGCCGUACACCAUGGAUGCCGCGUCCGGUAAGUGCACGUGCGUUAGUGGGUACACAUCGCUCUACGACGCCUCAUGCGUGCCAACGGCGGAAUAUCAGUCCAUGGUCUCUGCUGCAGCGUCUUCGUCUGCCGUGCUCGCACCGCCAAACAUCGACAACAGCGGUGCAGCGGGCUCGUCCACGACGAUUACCGUUGUGAAAACCUACUCCAUCGGCGCGGCCGUGCUGUGCCGUCGCGGAAACCACACGGCGUGUGAGAUGCUGGCCAACUUGUGUGUCUUAAUGGACUACCAAGCAACCUCCACUCCCUGCGUGCUGUACCAAGCCAUCAAGAAGUCUAUGCCAUGCGCAGACCAGUGGUGCGAGACGGUGGAUGGGUUUCCGUGGCUGUACUACACCCGAAGCAACGCCGUGGUGCUCAGUGACGCGGCAACCCAAAUAGGCGUGACAGCGCGCAAGCAGCUGCAGUUUGUUGUCUCGCUUUACGACCUCUACGGCAACUGGAUCGGCUACGAAGCCAUGAUCGAUCAGGUGAAUCCGUGCUUCCUGGGGAACACGCAACUGGAGAAGUUCACGGCGGCUGGCGCCACGCGUGCGACGCACUGCAACGUCAACUGGCGAUGGUUCCUCCACGCAAACGACACCGUCUUUUAUGAAGUUUUCCUGCGAGAUCCGUCCAACGUCACCCAUCUCAUCGCUGUCCCUGUUCUGGUUGACUACUCCAACGACGUUUUUCACCCCCAAACGUUCAACGACUUGUGGCUGUACCGCGGCGAGGGCACGGUGGAUGGGUCGAUGCCCGCAACUGGAUUCCGCCGCCGCUUUUACGCCUACGACAACGUCGGCGGCCACGACGUCGCACUGCGGCCCGCCAACGCAACGUACAUCACGGCGCUAUGGAGUGCCAGUGUGGUGCUGGGCCUGUCGGCGAGCGCUCACAGUCCCAGGGCGACGCCGCUGCUCGUGCUACGCUACGCUUCCAAGAUGACGUCGACCAUGGCAGGGGCGACGGUGACGGACGCCUUGCACCAGCUCCGUCAGUCGCCGCUGAACGCGAGUGGCCGCGCCGGCUACACGUUGCAGUGCGAGAUGCGUUCAUACUUUUUGCUGCGCAGCGACGGCGUCGCGAAUGGGAUGAGAAUCACCCUCAUCGUCGUCUCGGCUCUCUGCUUUGUCUCGGCGUGGCUGCGCGUAUACGGGUGGAUGCGCCGGCGCCAGUAUCUCGUUCUCGACUGGCUGGCACUGCUGCGCUUUUUUGUGUACUUGUGCAACCACAUCAGUAACGUGUACUUCGUCGUCGUCGCCAUAGCGUCGUGGUACAUUUUUAUUGCCUACAAGGACCAGUCCACGCUGUCCCGAGCGAUGAUGGCGAAGGAUCUGUACAUCAGCGCCAUGCUCUACACCGCCGUCGUUGCGAAGGCCGUCACGGUGCUGUACCGUCUGGUGGAGCAGUGCAACGCCGACUACUUCGUGAUCGACUGGGAGCGCUCAAAAGGCCAGCUCCUGCGCGAGAACAAAAUUGUGCCAGUGAGCAUGUGGCGCUCUACUUUUGUGGCCAACGAGCUGAACGAGCUGCAGGCGCUGCGGUACUGGCACCCCCUUCUGACCAUGGCGAUCAUCCUUCUCUUCCUCGUUGGUCUGGAGUACCUGAACAUGUCUGCAAGCGUUCCACAGGGUUCGCGCUACGUCGGCGGCAUGACGGAGACCUUCGAAACGCUUUGCAUCGCCAUCGACACCUUCUUCUGGAUCGCGGUGGCGCUCGCCAUGUACUUGCUAGAGUAUCAAAUCUUCUACCGCUUCGUUGUGGUGCACCCCCUGCAGGCCUUCAUUGAUCUGUGCUCCGUAUCGAACAUCUCCAUCAUGAUUCUGCUAGAGCAGCAAUGGGGAUUCUACAUCCAUGGCGAGUCAAUUUACGCGCACGCCGAUGUCAGCAUGCAGGAGUUCCAGAAUAACCUCUUUCUCGAGGUGCAGGGUAACUUGCCCGUUCGCGGUCUAGGCGGGCUGAGCAAGUCGCAGGCUUUCGAGGUGUACCUCGGCCCCUACACGCGCCAGUACGUCUACAUGUGCUACAUGGAGAUGCAACUGGAGCACCUCCGCUCGCUCGGCAAGCGAGAAAAACUAGUGAAUCCCGCGCGGUGGCAUUACCUCACCUUCCUCUUUGGAUUUGCGCGCAAGCCGCGGGUGUACUCCCAGGCAGCCCUCGCCAUCAAGGACCGCAUCAACAACGCAUUCCAGCAAAGCGUACGCCGCGCCGAGAGCACACUUCUCGUGAAGUUUGUGCUUCACAAGUGGCUCGACUUUCCGCCCAACGUGAUGUACAUGAACGGGCCGCAGCGAGGCGACCGCGGCGGCAAGGACUUAUUCUUCAUUGACAGUGCGGAGUCGUACGGACGCGCGUUCCUGUGCGGCCUGGACUUUGAUUUGUUCGUCCUCUACGCAGCCUUGUUUGCGGCGGUUGAUUCCUCGCUGAACAACCCGUACGCUGCGAUGGUGCUCACCUUUGCCGUGGAGGUGGUGUUGCGGUUUUACCGCGUCCGCGAGGGUCUUAUCAAUAUGAGCCACAAAACUAUGAUCGAUGAUCGCUUCUUUAUUUAA
Leptomonas pyrrhocoris is the source of this 3295-nucleotide messenger RNA. RefSeq lists its product as hypothetical. Gene Ontology annotation, biological process: cilium assembly. Gene Ontology annotation, cellular component: ciliary transition zone; MKS complex. NCBI's taxonomy places the organism in Eukaryota, Euglenozoa, Kinetoplastea, Trypanosomatida, Trypanosomatidae. The record is from RefSeq and is a predicted model, not a curated record. The coding region runs from base 188 to 3295 and encodes 1035 amino acids. The transcript has a single exon.